CUUGAUUAGAUCUCGAUCCGGGCUUGCAGUUUGCAUUAGCAGAUACAUUUCAUCAGAUAUUCAAGGGGAAGUGCUCACCGGAUGGCCGUCCGAAUUUUUCUUUACUCAUAGAAAUCCCAGAUUGCAGAAUCUCUGACCGGCAACUAAACGACCCAUCUUCCCAAGUCUCCAAGACCCAUCUCAGAUACGUAGUAAUGAGUUGAUCGCAGAAUAUUGUCGACCGGCUACUUGGCUGAUAGCAGCAGAAGCAAUAUCAUGCGCAGGUGACUUUCAUGCUGCCACUGUAACACAGCAGCUGCCGGUCCAAAGCGGCUUCCACCGGCUAUUGUACUGCCUGCAUUCCUUUAUCCUUCAGUGUUACAAAUGAUAAUCUCUACCAUCGACCCCAACCGUAUCCUUAGUUAUACUUAACCUCAUCAACAUCUUCACGUCUAUCCUUGGUUACCGAGCGACAUACUCUCUUACUGCAACCACAACCAUGAAAGCAGCAACCCCUCGCCCCUCAGUGCGGGUGUUAUCCAGCGUUUCGCCAUCCGCUCAUCGAUCAACCAGAUUCGUCAGUCGAACAAGCAACGCCAAAUCAUCUCUCACAGCCGAUACCACAAACAGCCUGUGGCAUCAGCCUUCUCCCAAGAAACCAACAGCCUCGCCUCUCGCCAAGCUACCUCUUUCCUCCGUCCUCCGCUCGCUGCUAAUCCUCUCCGUCUCUUCUUCAUCGAUACUUCUGAAGCCAUGCAUCUACACACUUUCCGCGCUCGCGCAUCCUAAGACGCCUCUGCUCGAUGUGGCGAAGAACCCUCUGCUGAACCUCCUUGUCAAGCACUCUCUCUACAAGCAGUUCAACGCUGGCGAAAACAAGCUAGAGGUCCAGCGCUCAAUCAACGCGAUCAAAGAGCUCGGAUACCGGGGUGUUCUCCUUGGCUAUGCGCGUGAGGUUCUAGUGGGAGAAAGUAACACUGAUCCCGCCGAUGAAAAGGCAAGCCGACAGGAAAUCCAGAUGUGGCUAGAUGGAACGCUCCAGACUGUGGACAUGGCUCAGGAAGGCGACUUUGUGGCUCUCAAAUUCACCGGUAUGGGCGUCCAAGCACUUCACUACCUCCAGCGACAGGCCGCUCCAUCGCCGUUCAUGGACCAGGCCAUCCAACAAGUCUGCGAUCUCGCCGUUUCCCGCAACGUGCGAUUGCUGGUUGAUGCAGAGGAACAGGCCGUGCAGCCAGGAAUCGAAGAGUGGACGAUGAAGUACCAGAAAUACUGCAACUCGCGCACUCCUGGGCGUGCUGUCUUCUACAACACCUACCAGGCAUACCUGUGCUCCACCCCAGCCACACUCGCCAGGCAUCUCGAGAUCUCCCGCCGCGAGGGUUACACCCUCGGCGUCAAGCUUGUGCGCGGAGCAUACCUAAAGACCGAGCCUCGUCACCUCAUCUGGUCGAAGAAGGAAGAGACUGACCAGUGCUAUGAUGGUGUCGUCGAGGCCCUCCUAACCCGUCGAUACAACUCAAUGCUCAAGUCCGCCUCGCCUGAACACGCGACCGAACUUCCUCCCGUCAACGUCAUCAUCGCCACGCACAACCGUGAGUCUGUUCGCAAGGCGCACGCUCUCCGUCUCCAGCAGGCUGCUCGGGGCGAAGGCUCGGACGUGGAACUCAGCUACGCUCAGCUCCAGGGGAUGGCGGACGAGAUCAGCUGCGAGUUGCUCGAGGGAUUCCAGAGCGCAGAGGCUGAAGAGGGCAAGAAGGUCGCGCCUUCUGAGUCGCCAAACGUUUACAAGCUCCUCACCUGGGGAUCUGUUAAGGAGUGCAUGGGAUUCUUGCUUCGACGCGCUGUCGAGAACACAGAAGCUGUUGGACGCACAAAGCAGUCGCAAGAAGCCAUGUUCGGCGAGCUCAAGCGACGUGCCCGUUGCGCCUUUGGGCUCGGCAAAUAGAGUCAAGACUCUUUGUUAAGUUCUUUUCUUUUUGUCUGUUGGCCUCACGAAUCAUGGUUUGAGCGUUGUUUGGUUUACUAGCGCUUGCAUAUAGAUGUUAGCAUUACACCUUUAAGAGAGUAAUGUAUAGAAACGUUUCAAUGACUUUUUAUAUCCAGA
Molecule: messenger RNA, 2086 nt
Organism: Aspergillus calidoustus
Lineage: Eukaryota; Fungi; Ascomycota; Eurotiomycetes; Eurotiales; Aspergillaceae
Source: the annotation of a GenBank genome assembly